Messenger RNA from Torulaspora delbrueckii, 1701 nucleotides. RefSeq lists its product as uncharacterized. Gene Ontology annotation, biological process: transmembrane transport. The transcript has a single exon. Lineage: Eukaryota; Fungi; Ascomycota; Saccharomycetes; Saccharomycetales; Saccharomycetaceae. The record is from RefSeq and is a predicted model, not a curated record. Gene Ontology annotation, molecular function: transmembrane transporter activity. Bases 1 to 1701 code for a protein of 566 amino acids.
AUGGGUGAAAUUUCAGAUACUGCAUCCAAACUCGAUCAAGAGUUCAUUGAAAAUAUUCAAAAUCGUGAAAAGCAGCGGGAGACCAAUUCUCGUGGCAGUUCAGAGGAUCCACGCCGUAUUUUACGGGAAUACGAAUGCUAUGAUAAGCUGGGAUAUUCGUUUUCUACUAGAAAGAAAUGGACUAUUUUAACGAUUAUUUUUAUCACUCAGUUGUCGAUGAAUUUUAACGCUAGUGCGUAUCCGCACGCUAUCCCUCUGAUAGCGAAGGAGUUCGGAGUUAGCACGCAGGCUGCUAAUACAAGUCAAAUGAUCUUCCUGGUGUCAUAUGGUUUUGGUUGUGAACUAUGGGCCCCUUGGAGUGAAGAAUACGGAAGAUGGAGAGUGAUGCAACUGAGUUUGCUUUUCUCUAACAUUUGGCAAAUUCUUGGUGGGCUGGCUCCAAAUUUCGGUACGAUUAUUGUGGCAAGAUUCUUAGGUGGUAUGUCAUUGGCAGGAGGUUCUGUGACGUUGGGUGUCGUGGCCGAUAUGUUCGAUCCUAUAGAUCACGGUUAUGCCGUUGCGUUUAUUGUUUUAUCCUCUGUGUGCGGUUCUGUCAUUGGUCCCAUCUUCGGUGGUUUAAUGCAGGAACAUCUUUCGUGGCAUUGGAAUUUUUGGAUACAGCUGAUCUUUAAUGGUGUGGCUCAAAUUUUGCAUUUCUUUAUUGUACCAGAGACCAGAUCAUCUGUGCUGGUUGAUAGAGAAGCUAAGCGUCGUCGUGAGAGUGGUGAAGAUCCAACUAUCUAUGGUCCCGGUGAGGAUAAGAAAAUGGAUUUCCACCAUGUGUUUACCACAUGGGUGAGACCUUUCCAUAUGUUCGUCUGCGAACCGAUUGUCUUAUUCUGCUCCCUUUUAUCAGGUUUCGCUGAUCAUUUGAUCUUUAUUUGCAAUCAAUCGUUUGGACCUAUUUUCAUGCAAUGGGGAUUUUCAAUAACCGCUCAAGGUCUUAUCUUCAUUGCAGUGUUAAUCGGUUACCUCUUAGCCUACGUAUUCCACGUCGUCGAUGUCUUUUACCAGAAAAGGGACGUUGAGAAAAUCGCCAAUAGUCCUAGAGGCCCUGAACGUAGGUUACUACUGUUAUUAUACUUAGUACCUUGGUUGGCAAUUGGCUUGUUCGGUUUUGCAUGGACGUCGAUGGGACCUGCUUACACACCUUGGAUAGCACCUGCAAUUUUUGCCGCUCUAAUCGGUAUUGCAAACUACAGUAUCUACAUGGCAACAAUCGAUUAUAUGGUUGCAGCUUAUGGCCCUUAUGCUUCUUCUGCUACAGGUGGUAAUGGUUUGGCGCGUGAUGUUUUGAGUGGUAUAGCCGCAAUGUAUGCGAAUCCACUUUAUGAUAACAUUGGAGGAAAGUUUCAUUACCAAUGGGCCAGUACCUUAUUAGGUUGUUUGGCAAUUUUGUGCACAAUUCCUAUCUAUAUCUUUUACUGGAAAGGUCCAGAGAUUAGAGACAAAAGUAAAUUUGCACAAGAGUUGUCCCAAACUUUUGAAGAUGAUAGGGGACAUAGAGGACUUGAUAAAGCCGGGAGACCUAGCUUUGAAUCUUACCGAAAGCCUAUUGCUGGUGAUAAUGGCCUGGAGUCAUAUCAAAAACCUACCACCAACAUGCGUGAUCUGGAAUCAUAUAACAAGCCUACAACAGAACUACAUGACUUUAACGCUUGA